UUGAUCAGUAUCAACUACACGGCCAACCUGAUGUCCUACCUAACCGUUAGUCGGCCGGAAGCUCCCAUCAGCAGCUUGGAGGAGUUUAUUGCUAACGAGGACUGGACGCUGGUAAUGGAGGAAGGCUACGGCAGUGUUGGAGAUUGGGCACGCAACAGUACGCCGGCCCGGCGCGACCUCUACCGUCUGAUCACAGAACGGAGCCGCUUCGCGCCCCUCGACGGCACGGUGGAAAACAUGCUCCGCGCCACCCAGCCGCGCACGUUGGUGCUCUAUGAUCUGAAGCUCAUUUUCCACCGUGUCGGAUCGGAGGCGUGUCGGCUCGUUCAGCUGCCGAGCGAGGAGCUGCCCGAGGAGUGGACGGUGCCGGAGUACCUGGUGCUCAGGAAGGGCCUCGGACACCUCCGGGACAGGAUGAACCACGUUCUGCAGCGUCUGCUGCAGUCCGGCGCCGUGGACCGCCUGCGGCGCCGCUGGUUCGGCCACGGCCGCCGCCUCUGCGCCGCCGUGGCCGCCGUGCGGCCGCUGACGCUGGCCGACCUGGCCGCCGUGCUGGCCGUCACGCCGCUGGCCGCCGCCGCCGGCUGCCUGCUGCUGGGCGGGGAGCUGCUGGUCAGGCGGCUCAGCAGACGGCGGGACCAGCAGCGGCGGCAGGGGACCGCGGACAGCGCCGCCAGAGGGAGGGCCGGGGCUGCAGCCGGCGCCGCCCGAGCCAGGAGAGCGCGCAGUCUGCCCUCCAUCUUCAGCUGCUGUGAGAGGCAGCUCAACACCAAAUGCUGAGGCCGAGCACAGAGCGCCGGCCCAGUGGUGACCUCAGCACCAGUGUUAGUCUUCACAAUGUGAGCGUUA
This is a messenger RNA of Amphibalanus amphitrite, 849 nucleotides long. RefSeq lists its product as uncharacterized. The coding region runs from base 31 to 780 and encodes 249 amino acids. The transcript has 3 exons. The record is from RefSeq and is a predicted model, not a curated record. Lineage: Eukaryota; Metazoa; Arthropoda; Thecostraca; Balanomorpha; Balanidae.